AUGGCCAGCAAGUCGCAUCCAACGCCCACCGACGAGCUCGCGCAGCUUCACACCCUCAACGCCGUCUCGCCCGCCCCGUCGCUGGCCCAGGAGUCGCUGCAGCCCCGGCGCAUCUCGCAGGCCUUCGCAGAGACCCUCGACGAGCCCGCUGAGCUCUCGCCCGCGCGGUCUACCGGCCACGGCCACGGCCUCGAGCAGGUCGACAUCUUCCUGGCGCCGCACGAUGGCCGACCGCAGCCAGAGACGGAGACGAUCGCAGAACCGCCAGGCCAUCAGUUUGUGCCGACGAGCGAGGUGCAGUUCGCGGCCUUCACGCAGCAUGCCCUGCCGCAGAACAUGAUACCCCAUUUCCAGGCUGCGCACGCCGACAUGCAGAUGGGCAGCUCGCUCGGGGACGGCCACUUCAAGAACAUGAAGUCCAUCCCGAACCCGCCAGAUCUCGAGAAGUGGCGGGAGAAACUGUUCAACGUCGAGGACACCAUCGUCCUAAGCGAAGAAGAGUUCCAGACGUACUUCCCACACGUAGACAACGUCUACUCCCACCGCUCUACGCAGAGAUAUAAACGCAAGCCGUUCGUCUCUCACUACUGGGACUGCCGGCUGAAAGGUCGGCCGCCGGGCACGCCCAAGACUCACGAUCCCAACAAGAAGAAACGAAAGCGAACUGCCCGGGAACGGAACCUAUGUGACGUCAAGAUCAAGAUCACCGAAUACUUCCCCGGCGCCAUGAACGUCUCUCAGGAUAUGGCAGCGGGCUUCGAGCAGGUUUCCCCAAACACGCAGUCGUCUGACCUCCUCGUGGCACCGGGGUCGUCGAACGCACAGCUCGACGGCUCCCAGCCCUUUGGCGUGCUCACUCCCAGCGCAAGCUUGCCGCCCGGCCACCCCGGCGUGACUGGAGCACGCUACUAUACCAUCCAGCGUGUGAACGGGAACGGCGGGAACGGGAGAUCAGACUCGGUCGAAGGCCCACACAGACACACGCUAGAGGAGAGUGACCGGAUCAAGAAGAAUAGCGUACAGAGGAACUUGCUGAAGGAGGAAAAGGACAAGAAGAAGUCAAUUUCUCAGCAAAAGUCUUACCAUAAACGCGCAUCCGGCUAUGCAUUCGAUACUGUGAAGAGGCAUACAAAGGACAGUGACCUGAAGCUCUACGGCAGCUGUUUCUGCCCGUUUGUACAGCGAGUGUGGGUUGCGCUUGAAGUCAAGGGCAUACCGUAUCAAUAUAUCGAGAUAGACCCGUAUAAGAAACCCGACUCCCUGCUCGAAGUCAACCCGCGUGGACUCGUGCCCGCCAUCCGCCACGGUAACUGGGGCUGCUACGAGAGCAGUGUUCUCCUUGAAUACCUCGAGGAUCUCGACAUCGGUAAACCCCUAUUACCACCCGGUGAUCCACAGCUUCGUGCUCAUUGUCGUCUCUGGGUAGACCAUAUAAACCGUCAUAUAAUACCCUGCUUCUACCGCCUGUUACAAGAGCAAGACAUCGCCAAACAAAUCACCUACACUGAACAACUAAAAGACCACAUCAGCAAGCUCGUCAACGCCUCACACGUCCACGGCCCUUUCUUCCUAGGCCGCAGCAUCUCGUUCGUAGACAUCCAUUUCGCUCCUUGGAUGCUACGGCUCACCCGCGUACUUAAACCGUAUCGUGGCUGGCCUGAUCCGGAACGAGGCAGUCGUUGGGCCGCCUGGAUGGAAGCAGUAGAGCUAGACCAGCAUGUCAUGGCGACUACCAGUGCGGAUGAUCUGUACUUGGAUAGCUACGAGAGAUAUGCAGGUGGAAAAUCGCCCAAACACGUCGUUGUUGGCGAACGCUAUUAA
Arthroderma uncinatum is the source of this 1821-nucleotide messenger RNA. RefSeq lists its product as uncharacterized. The coding region runs from base 1 to 1821 and encodes 606 amino acids. Gene Ontology annotation, cellular component: cytoplasm. The transcript has 7 exons. Lineage: Eukaryota; Fungi; Ascomycota; Eurotiomycetes; Onygenales; Arthrodermataceae. The record is from RefSeq and is a predicted model, not a curated record.